Molecule: messenger RNA, 7608 nt
Organism: Limulus polyphemus (Atlantic horseshoe crab)
Lineage: Eukaryota; Metazoa; Arthropoda; Merostomata; Xiphosura; Limulidae
Product: VWFA and cache domain-containing protein 1-like
Exons: 28
Coding region: 592-4686 (1364 amino acids)
Cellular component (GO): voltage-gated calcium channel complex
Molecular function (GO): voltage-gated calcium channel activity
Source: RefSeq, a predicted model, not a curated record
CGGUGAGUUGCUUGUGUUAUUCUACGAGGAGAGGUCUUGGUUAGUUGCUAAAUUUUGAACGCUGUAUGUCUGAGAAAAACUAAAGCAAUUGUUUGAAUUUUGUAUUGAUUCACGUCGAAAAUAACUUUUAUUGAUAUCUAUUGGCGUGCGUUCUCAUUUAAUAAUGAUGCAUUUUCUAGAAUUUUUUGUUAAACCUGAGUCUCGGUGGUUUCAGAAUCGUAUUGUGAACGCCAAAUGACAAGGCUAACUCGGUUGCUUCAGUCUCAAGUUUGUUUCUAACGUUACUACCAUGUCCUACGUUUUAGUGAAGUGCUGGUGACAUUGUUUUUACCUCAAGUCAUAGCUCAUUGUUAGACUGUCAUCUUUUGUUUACUGCGUAUUUUUAUUGAUUGAUGGGAAUCAUUAUAAGGAUGCACUGGAUUUUUUAAUUGUUUAAUUAAUUAUUUUUUUAAAUUAUAAUUACAACUGACAGUAAGACUUGUAAGUUGUAAUUAUUAUAUUAUCAUUAGCCGAAGAUAAAUACUUGGGAAUUAUAUAAAUUUCAUGUCACCACAGUAAUAUGACACCUUGAUUCGAGAUUGCACAUUGUUGAUGAAGUGUUUGAAGAAAGUCAGUAUGUUUUCUAGCAAAAGGGAUAGAUUUUUGAGUUUCAAUUUGAUUUUAAUUGUGUGGUGGUUUAUAACAAGUUAUCCGAUUCUAUGCAAAAGUGAAUUGAAUGAAGACAAUAUAACAUUGCCUUUGAAAAUAUUUGGCAAAUAUAGAACUCAACUACAUGGUAACCCGUACACCGUGGGAAAAGAAAAAUCAAGUACUUUAGACAAACAAAAUGUGUAUGAUAUUGAUAAUGAACUAGCAAGACAAUCAGAAGUUGGAGCAUUUGGUGGAAUUUACUUAAAGAGUGAAGCCAAAGUAAUUGGAUCACAUUUGCGAAAAGUUAGUAAUGAAGAACUGGGAGUUACUACUAUGCAGGCUAUUUUUGACUCUCUACCCUUUGUGGAUGUGGAAACUGACAUUACAAAGAAUGCUGAAAAUAUUGCCAAAAGGUUGCAAGAAAAAGCCAAUAUAUAUCUUGAUGUUUUGGAGAAAAAUAAAGAAGAGGUUGAAACGCUGUAUAAACAUCAUCAAAAUUCACCUGUAUCAUAUAUUAACCCAUGUUUUGAUAUUGAAAGUUCAAUUCUUAGUUUCAGUGAACAUUUUGGAACAGCAGUUUCUUUAGAAUCAUCAUGUGAUCUUGCACCACCCAAACUUGAAGAUGGAAUUUUUAGCCCAGGAAAUAAUUUAACUGAUGUGUUCAGUGAAAAUCUGGGAAAGUACCCUAAUGUGAAAUGGCAGUAUUUCAUAUCGGCAGCGGGGGUUCAUAGUGAGUAUCCUGCCCACAAGAUGGAUCAUACAACAAUUUGUGGUCUGGGAAAAGACAGCAGACACAGGGAUGUGUAUUUAGCCACAGUAGAGCCUCGUGGCAAACACGUGAUGAUUAUCAUAGAUCAUGGAACUUCUUUAAGUUCCAACCAAUUGGCAGUAGCCAAAGCUGUAGGAAAACACAUACUUUUUACAUUAUCGCACCAAGACAAGGUUGGCUUAAUUGGACUUUCUGGUGAACCACAUCAUCCUCAAAGUGAUAGCUGUCUAACCCACCAGAUGGCGUAUGCUACUUAUGAGACAAAGCUUCAUUUUAGUAGAUUCAUUGAUAGGCUACAAAAAACAAAAAACUCCACCAAUCAUCUUGUUGGAUUUCUGAAAGCCUUUGAACUACUACAGAAUUCCUUACCUCCUGUUGGAACACUUACCAGUGAUUCAGAAGCACUUAUUAUUUACAUCAGUAGAGGACUUCUGUCAUCUCUCACUGAAGCUCGUCCAGUUCUAGAAGCUAUUGCCAAUGAAAAUCAUAAAAUUGACAAUAGAGUUAUCAUCAACACUUAUGCUGUUAUUGAUGAUGGGAAACCUAUUAUGUAUGAAAAAACCUUUCUCAAAGAUAUUGCCAAACAGAACUUCUACAAGUACAAUGUUCUCCCUCCAGAUCCUUCUAGCAUUAAGGAAGGGAUGAUGGUUGCUGUUAACUCCACAAAGAAUCUUAGCUUUCUCUUAGGAGAUUUUUAUUCUGUGAUGUCACCACCAGCUCAUUUUGAAACACAUUUUUCACUCCCAUGGUGGGAUCCUGUUAGCAAGGGUUUAGUUGUUAGCCUCAGCCAGCCAGUGUAUUAUGAAAGCAGGCUGUUGGGAGUUGUAGGACUGGACAUCAACCUAGCUGACUUAGCUGAAGAUGUUACCUAUUUUAGGCAUUCAGAGGACGUAUAUGCUUUUCUCAUAGAUAAGUCAGGUAUGACCUUGAUGCACCCCUCUUUCACGAGGCCAAUGUUUGUAAAGAAGCAGCCACUACAUACACCUAUAGAACUUUUGGAAAAUCAGCCUGGUUUCCAAAAGAUUAGGGAAUACAUUCUGAGGAAUGAUAGUGGAGAGAAACAUAUAUCAACAAAAGUACCGUGUAAGCCACCCAAAAUGGGAAAUUUUGCCCUGAAUAGUGCAGAUUUAAAAUGUUUAGAUAAACAGGGGAAUAAACACCAGACAGUCUACAGUUGGAGAAAGGUUCCUCGAACUCCAUACAUUGUGUGUGUGGUGUCAGUCCAGAUGAAGAAAAAAUUUAAUAGAUUGCAAAAAAUCUUGCCUUCUCUUGAACCUGCAUUUGUUCACCACAGACUUGACCUUAUGGGAACUUCCCGCAUGUGUAGACACAUUAAACAACUCUCAACACUUGAAUCCAGUACACUUUUCCUGUCUGCAUCAUGUUUUCUCUCGCCCUUCGAGUACCUGACAAGUAAUGAAACAAAAAACAAGGUUCAAGGUUACGUGGCAUACCUUAACGACAAAACUAAACUAAUUGCCAAUCCUGGUCUAAAGAAUGAAGUACGGAAUGAUGUACUUUCUGCAAUGCAGAUCACUCCAGAAUGGAAGAAAAGGGUUUUGAACAGUGAUUUUUCCAAGUAUAUUGUUAGGAGGUUUGUUGCCACUCCUAACGGCAUGUUCCAGAUCUACCCAGGUACAGUAAUAGACAAAAGAUUUGACCCAACCAAGCGAGAGUGGUUUCGACGUGCCAUAGAACAUCCUGGGAGGGUAGUUCUGACAGCACCUUACCUAGAUGUCGGUGGCGCUGGUUACAUUGUAACGCUUAGCCAUACUGUGUAUGAGGGAAAACAUGCUUCUAUGCAUAGUUCAUUUGACACCAUCAAAGCUGUUUUGGGGAUGGACUUUACAUUAGGAUACUUUUACAAACUGCUGGUAGAUGCCAUCCCAUUGUGUGAGAAAGAUAGAGUGGUGUGUUUCAUAAUGGAUGAUAAAGGCUACUUAAUAGCUCAUCCUGGACUUAUUGAACCAAAUGGACGUGGACCAAUUGAACAACAGCACAUAACCCACAAGGAACCUCUGGUAGCCAAUGACAUUGUGAACCAUGAAGGAUUUGUGAAGAAAAAGCUGUGCAACAGUUUCAGUGAUCGUACAGUACAGAGAUUCUAUCAGUUCGACCUAACUCUUGAUAGAGUGUUGACCAACCUAGUUCGAGGAGAACAUUGUGCAAAAUAUCAGAUCACACUAGUGCCAGGUACUAACCUAUAUCUUGGAAUUGUGAACCAGACAUGUGAAGCCGUCACAGCCUUUUGUCCAUGUAGUAUGAUAGAUAGAUUGUGUUUAAAUUGUCAUCGAAUGGAACAGAAAGAAUGUGAAUGCCCCUGUGAGUGUCCACUUGAGAUGAACCUUUGUACUGGUCAGCUUGUGGAUGAAGAAGAUAGAAAUCCCAGUUGUCCUUGGGAGCCAGAAGAACUUCAGUUGCCUUUUAUAGAUCCCGAUUUCUUGGAGUUCUUAGAACCAUGCUUUGAAAACCAUUGUCUUGCUCGAACCACUGAGAGUGAGUGUUUUGGUGUACUUGGAUGUGAAUGGUGCCAGAUGGAGACUGAUGGUGUGACUCAGCUUAAGAAAAGCUAUUGUGUGGAACAAAGAAAAUGUUUUGGGGGAGUUUUGGGUGCCAGAACACCCUAUGCAGAUGAGAUUAUUGAAGGUCUUCCACUUGAAGAAUUGUUGGGUAUCAAGAGUACUCCAGUUGGCCCAGUAGCUGGUGGGAUCAUGGGUUGUUUUCUGGUUCUGGCUUUGGCAUUCUACUGCUAUCGACACCAUGUUCAGCGUGGGCCAUCUCCCUACAUGCCAUCAGCUCCAAAUACAACAUUCCCAAUGUCUCAGUUGGACAAUGAACCAGAUGAAACAGAAUUUAAUGAAGACCUUCAUCCUGUAGCUCAUUCUAAUGUGGUACUGCAGAGUUUUGAAAAUGCUGUUCCCGUUUCUCCUUAUCGAGCAAAUAGUGCAUACCGAAGGCCAGCAGGUGGUGAGAGUGACCAUGGUUACAGUACAAUGACUCCUCAUGAAGACUCUGAACAUAUGCCACCUUAUUUUGAACCUUUACUGAUAGGAAAGGAUUGGCACCACGUUCCUGCAUCUCAACAGUCGGUAAGUAGUUGUAGUCGAGCAUCAUCACCUGUACCCCAUCCUCAUCCCCACAGUGUGACACCACCCAUUUCCUAUUACGGGAUACAGAGCAACAGACCUUGGGCUAGUGGAUUCUCAGCGUUCAGAGAUCCAUCACAGACUGUUAUACCAGAGGUUCCGUACCACAGUGAACAUUUGACUCAGGCACAGAUCCAUUAACUGUUCAUUGUCUGUGUAUACAUAGCUGCAUACUAAUGUAUGUGAACCUGAACUUUAAUGACUUGUGCUGCUCAAUUUCUGCACGAGAGUGUUGUCUGAUUGUACCAAAAUAGUCCAUAGGUGCCAAGUUGUGAUCAGUCAUGUCUUGUUUACUCUAGUUCAUAGUUUAUACAGUUUAAAAGAGUGGCAAGAAUAAUUUCAUAUUUUUCAUUUUGUUGUUAAAACGGGUUGACUUGUACACGUAUGUUUGUAAAUUCAUUAGUUGAUGUUUUUGUAAAAUGUAAGUAUAUUGUGUAAGUAACUAAAUGUCACAAGGUUAAAUAAUUCAUCUUUUUUCUAUAUAGUUUUUGUUGCUUGAGCAUUGUCAUUUUAGAAAUUGUAUAUAGUCAUCUUAUACUUACAUACAGUGUGAUGGGUGGUUUCCAAAAUGUAAGUAUCUCAUCAAAUUUCAGUUUAAGCUAUGCAAGUUUGUUUUGACUGAAAUAGCAUUUGUGAUCUUCCUCUGUAUUGUAGUGCCUUUUGUUAAAAACAAACACUGAAACCCAGUUGUUGAUAAUCUUGUGUAAAAUAAAAAUUCAAUAAUAGUUACAUUUAUUAACUAAUUUUUUUUUUAAAUGUAAACACUAUUUAAAUAAGACAAUUAAGUAAGUGACAAUUUCCAGUGCAUCAACUUGGUGAAGAGUAGGAAUGCAGUUUGGGUAAUCACAGUUCCGGUACCACAACUAGACACUUAUGUAAUGUUUGUAACUAUACUUUACGAUCUGAAAAAGUGACUUGUAUGAUCGUGAUUACAUAAACCUACCUUCGAGUUUAGUUAUUUUUCAGAAAUAUUCUUCUUUUUUUUUUAAUAUCCUUUCUAGGAGGAAGGAAAACAAGCUGAUAUUAAUAAUACAAGUUUUGUGUCCAAAUUUCUUUAAGGGACAUUCAUUUAUGUUUUUCAGCAAGUUAUAUGAAAAUAUUCAAAGCUAAAAUUGUAAGUUACAGUAUAAAUGAAAGGUUUCACAUUUAACACUAUUUGGUAAUUUUGUAUUCCAUAUUAAGAGCUAUAUGUAAAAACCUGUGUUACUGACUGAUCACAGUUGUCAUCACCCAUGAAAGGAAACACUUUGAGGAUCUGUGACAGAGCUUUUUGGUGCAUAAUUUAAUAAUUUGAGGUUAAUUUUUGAUACAAGAUAUAGUGAAUCAGAAAUAAUUUCAAGACCAGCUGGAAAGAAGUUACAACUGGUAUUUGAAGCACAGUUUUCAAUACGUACUGUGUAUGUACUUUUUUACUAGCCCUAAGAUGACAUUGUAGUGUUAUCAGUACUUUAGACAGUGUAGGUAUCAUGAGGUUGUAAUGAACUGCAUUUGCUUUAUUUCUAGAAGCUAUGUUUUGGUCUGUAUGCUGAGGUUUUUUUCUUCAGGUCCUGAAGAAAGCUCCAGCAUGGAAGUUGAAAUAAACAGAAAGCAGUUCAAUAAAAAUUUCAACCCCUAGAACAUAGUAGUAACCAGCACAAAUGAUUAAAAACAGUAGAAUCAAGUAUGUUGUGAUGUAAUACAAAAAAUGUAGUGGAACUAUAAUCAAGUAACAUCUUAAUAAAUAUACGUGUAUUUUAUUGAUGACACAACAUCAUUUGGUAAGUUUUAUAGGUAAAUCAUUGCUGUUGGAAAUAUACUAGAAUUAUAUUGUAAAGAAUGACAAAUUUGGCCACACAGAAUUAGUGGCAUGUAUGUAGAAAGUAUUGGUAUUUAUAAUAUAAAUAUUCGUAGGUAUACCAUUUCCAUUUAAGUUUUAUGAUGAGAAAUCUAAAGUAUUGAUGCACGUUUUUUAUUAUUUGUAGCAUUUUGUAUAAAUGAUAAAAUAUGUACAAGAACAGCCACAUGUAGGGGACAUAUAAAAUUCUGAUUACUGUUGAAAGUUAAUAGUCAUUUGUCUGGUAAGAUGUAUGCAAAAGAUUCUGUUCUGGCGUGGUUGUGUUUUGUACUUAUUUUACAUGUCAACCUUAAAUUCAAAGAUUAGUCCAACCUUAUAGUAAUUAAACCAUAAUCCUACUCUCAUAUUAAGUGCCAGGUUUUAUAGAAGACAUUUAUUGUUAAAAAGCAAGUUUGCAGUGUAAAGUUGUAAUUAUACUAACAACAAAAUAGUACAAUAUUUUCACAAUUUCCUGAAGUUGUUAAAGUUCAUUCAGAAGGGUAGCAUGAAAUAUUUACAUAGUAUUUUUGUUUCAUUAACACUGACUUGUUUUUUUGUAAGUUUUCAGAAAACUUAGUUUUUCAGUAUUUAUUUUCCAAAUAACAUACAUUUUGCAAGCCACACUUGGAACCAAAUUGUAAUAUUUCCAAUUUAUCACCAAAAACAAAUAAAGUACUCACAGAUAUGAAGCUUGAUUUGUUUUAUUAACCUUGCUAAAGGGUUCCCAGUUCUUAAAAUUUUAAAUGUGAAAUUUUUGUAAUAUUUCUUCCAUCUCGGAGCUUAAAUGUUACUGGUCAAUUAUAAGUAUUUUUGUCAUAUUUAUUUGUAUGUUUAUGAAUUUUUUUUUUAUCAUUGCAUCUGUACUUGUGUAUGAGGAUUUGAAAACUAACUUGUUAAUUUCAAUCUACAAGUACACUUUGUUAUUUUAGCAUGGUGCAUGUGUUGUAAGAAUAGUGACAUUACAAGGACUAUUUUACUGUAUUGAUACUAAAAUUAUGAUGUGAAUCUGAAACAUGUACAGAUUAAAGUUCAUUUUUGUAGUAUGUUACUGUGCAGUUUUUUCAACUUCGACAAGACUUAAUAAUGUGUAACAUCUCUUUGGUUAGAUGAUGUGCUUCAAUCUGUUAUGUGUACUUUUCUUGCAGGUGUAAUGCAUUAACAUCCUUUCAUUCUCAUUUGUGCACACUAACUCCUUAUUACAGCUAAUGUUGUAAAGUUUCUGAGUUUCAGUAAACAAAAAUGUGGAACAA